Molecule: messenger RNA, 1341 nt
Organism: Colletotrichum siamense
Lineage: Eukaryota; Fungi; Ascomycota; Sordariomycetes; Glomerellales; Glomerellaceae
Gene: ptaJ
Product: Oxidoreductase ptaJ
Exons: 6
Coding region: 1-1341 (446 amino acids)
Molecular function (GO): oxidoreductase activity
Source: RefSeq, a predicted model, not a curated record
AUGGCGACGGCUUACAACAUCAAGGUCACGGUUGGAAACACUGGGUUGUGGAAGUUCAAUCAGCAGGAUGCCUCCGCGAAUAAGGUGUCUGAGCUUCUGCAAAAGGACCUCGAAAAACACCAUGUAUUCUUCAACGCUGAAGGAUUCCACAACCACAUACCUCAUCACCUCCUUGCCCUCUACGGCACUGGCGCCGACUCUGAUGCUCUCCAACUCGCAUGGAAAGACAACGCAAACUACCAGCGUCCAGCCAAGGACCCCAGCAACGGGGUCGCAGAUGAGCUACACGACUGGGACAAGGCGCAAAAGUACCUCGGCAGGGAGAAGCACUAUUCCGACUUCCUCCUCUUCUUCCAGCGCGAGAUCGAGAAGAAGGGAUGGGAGGAGACGCUGAACGAGUACCUCUUCAAGGGUGACGCGCGCGCCGAGGACAUGUUUCAGCGCAUGUUUGGGGGGUUCCUGCACCCCAUCAUUCAGCUCAUGUACGGCGUCGAGUGGGAGCAGCCGGCCAUCGUCGCUGAGGCCCUGGCAGAGGCUUCCGUUCACAAGAACCAGCUUGGUGAAUUCUUCAAUGAGGCCGAGAAGAACGCAAAGAAUGCGAAGACGCCGAUGCCCGAAAUCAUGGAUUUGAUCGAGGAGAUUAGAGGGAGGGAGAAGUUGGUGAACUCGGUACAGAUGAAGGAUUCGAACAAGGUUUUUGACGGGGUUCUCAAGCGUGCGCCAGGUGAGAUGACGGAGGUUGUGAGCAAGGUAAAGGUCUUGCCUGAGGAACUUGAUGAGAGGACCGCAGAGAUGUUCCACGCGAGUUGCUAUGUUGCUGGGACUGCAGCAAUAAAGCCUGGAAAGGAGACCAGGUGGGACUUUUUCUUGAUUCACCACGUCAACGCAUCGCCAAUCUUCCUUUGCUUCAACUCCAAAUCCUGGAUCUCCACAGAGAACAAGAUUCGGAUGCUGGAACACAAGAUCCGUAUGGACCUCGUCCAGUACGCGGCGCGCGGUAGUCCGCAGAUCCGCGCCGACGCGAUCAGCUCGUACAGGCCGAAGGACAAGGACCAGAACAAGCAGCUGGUUUCCAAGCCUACAGAUCUCCUUCCUAGAUUCCACCACCAGUCUGAUGAUGGGCACACCAUCAAAGUGGUACGAGCACUCGGAAUUUGUCAGGAGCUGUCCCAGAAAUACAGCAACAAGCCAUGGAUCAGGAUUAAGAAUGACGAUGAAUGGCUCAAGCUGCAUUAUUCAGUCCUGGACGGAACGGAACACUCUGGCACGAAAUGGGUUCGAUCGACUGGCCUGGAUGAGGCAUGGAAGGACGUACCUUCUCGAGAUUCCUCGAAACUGUAA